Molecule: messenger RNA, 1184 nt
Organism: Hibiscus syriacus
Lineage: Eukaryota; Viridiplantae; Streptophyta; Magnoliopsida; Malvales; Malvaceae
Product: glyoxylate/succinic semialdehyde reductase 1-like
Exons: 8
Coding region: 126-1001 (291 amino acids)
Cellular component (GO): cytosol
Molecular function (GO): 3-hydroxybutyrate dehydrogenase activity; NADP binding; NAD binding
Source: RefSeq, a predicted model, not a curated record
UAACCUAUUAAAUUACAAUAGGAAAUUUUUUUCUAUUUAUAAAUGGAGUCUGGUAAGAUGUGCUAGAUGAACUUGUAAAGAGAGAAAAAAAGUUCAUAAGUGAACGAAAGAAGAAGAAGAAGAAGAUGGAGGUUGGGUUUUUGGGACUGGGAAUAAUGGGAAAGGCCAUGUCGAUGAAUUUGCUGAAGAAUGGAUUCAAAGUCACUGUUUGGAACAGAACUCUUUCUAAGUGUGAUGAACUGGUGGCUCAUGGUGCCUCAGUUGGACAAACCCCGGCAGAAGUGGUUAAGAAGUGUAAGAUCACCAUUGCCAUGCUGUCUGAUCCUGCUGCAGCUCUUUCGGUUUUCUCUGAUAAAGAUGGAGUUCUUGAGCAAAUUUGCAGCGGCAAAGGUUACAUUGACAUGUCAACAGUCGAUCCAGAGACUUCUUGCAAAAUUAGUGAGGCGAUCACAUCAAAGGGUGGCCAAUUCCUUGAAGCCCCUGUUUCUGGUAGCAAACAGCCUGCAGAAACUGGUCAACUGGUGAUUCUUGCUGCCGGAGAGAAGGCAUUGUAUGAUGCAGCAGUUCCAGCUUUUGAUAUCUUGGGAAAGAAGUCUUUCUUCUUGGGACAAGUUGGAAAUGGAGCCAAAAUGAAACUUGUUGUCAACAUGAUCAUGGGCAGUAUGAUGAAUGCAUUUUCGGAGGGACUCAUACUGGCCGAUCGAAGCGGACUGAACCCACAUGACCUUCUUGAUGUGCUGGACUUGGGUGCCAUUGCUAAUCCGAUGUUCAAAGGAAAAGGACCGGCCAUCCUCCAGAACAACUACUCCCCUGCAUUUCCUUUGAAACAUCAGCAGAAAGACAUGAGGUUGGCUCUUGCCCUUGGGGAUGAAAAUGCACUACAAAUGCCGGUAGCUGCCGCUGCCAAUGAGGCUUUCAAGAAGGCUAGAAGCAUGGGACUGGGAGACCUGGACUUUUCAGCUGUGGUUGAGACGGUGAAGGUACUUAAACAUUCAUCUUGAUAGCAUGGAUUUAUAAUGUCAUGGAGGGGACCAUACUUGGUUAAGGAUUUAGGCUUUCAUUCUUGGAUUUAUGAAGACGACCACUCAAUGUUAAGUAUGAAUCUGGAAAUUUUCUGCAACUUCAAGAGUUCCUACAACCACUGUAUAUGUCAAGUUAUUUAUUUAAUCAAGCUUAACAUCCCA